AUGCCCUUCUAUCUGUUUCCUCCUCUAUUUCUCCCUCUAUUUCCUCCUCUUCUCUUCUUUAUAUUUCCGCCACUGGUUGUUGCUUACUCUAAGUCGGCUUCCCUCCUUAUACUAUUCUUUGCUGUCGAGAUGGAAAUUCCAGCAGUUGUUAUUUUAGCCAACUACGGGCAAGGAUCUUACUAUCCGAUCCGUGAGAUCAUUAGAAACGAUUUGAUUAAAAGAGGCCUUAAUACUUUUCGCGCUUCUUUCAGCUUAAUCUGUGAAGAUAAAAGCAUCUCCUGCACACUGGACACGCUUAGUAAACUUUGCGACGAAGAUAUCCAGAAUCUCGCCCUCGAUCUCCUGUCCGCCUUCCGACAUCUCCCUGCCACUCGCCUUCUACGCUCGAAAACAAUCUAUAACGCCGUCACUAAAUUAACCCCUCCUCCCCGACCGAUACCCUCUUUUUUCCAACCGACUCCAUGGCUCUGUAAUACGAGCAACUUCGCAAAUUCGUUAGAACACUGUAAGUACGUAGACGAUGUGCUUAAGGAGGAGUUUGGUCCUAUGUAUGAUGAUGUGUUGAACUGGUUUGCGGACUUCAGUAUAAAGCUGUCGACAUUUGCGGAGGCUUAUAAGUUAAAUCCUCCAAUCGAUGGUUCUAUUGUAAAAUGUAAGAUGGAUAUCGGUUUUGUAAACAACUUAAAAGUUAGGAAAGACUUGAGAUACCACUGGUCCCAGAUCCUUAUGCCAAAAAAGCUGAAGAGCAACCCGUCCGCCGACAAAGCUUCGGAAGCAUGGCUUGAUCUAGGGAGAUAUGCCAGAGAGUUUAUAAUUACGAUAUUGGGGUUUUUGUGGAUGAGUGAAGAGCAGCUUAGGUUCGAUCCUACUAUUAUAACAUCUGGCGAUAAGCGAUAUAUUGACGUUGAACUCAAUGGCCAAACAAAGCGCUUGAUUAUUGACAGGCGUAUGAAGCGUGCACCUUGCAUAGCCGGCCGGGCAACGACUUGCUGGAAAGCUCAUUGCAAGGGAGAUCCACAGACGUCACUUGUCAUUAAGGACUUAUGGCAGUAUACGGAACGUGAGGAAGAGAGUGAACUACUUCGGGAGGCAACCGACCAAGGGGUAGUUAAUGUGGCCAAGUAUUAUUACCACGAGACUGUUCAAGUCAGAGGCCUAGAUGACAAUAUUCAGACCAAUGUGCGAAAAGGGUUAGAUAUUAUAACUGCAGAGAAUUACCAAGCUGGACGCACUGCGAUGUCACGAAAUACAAGUGUAGCUACUCCACGGAAAGGUCGCAGCACUGCCGGGGUGAAACGGUCAUCCAGCCAGACUGGCGCUCCUCUACUGCCAAACAAACGAUCCUAUUCCGCUUCUCCGACCAAGCCAGCUGGUAGUCCUCUGCCGAAUCGAGUGCACCGCCGGGUUAUACUCCGCACUUUCGGGGAGCCAAUUUAUAAGGCAAGUUCUCGGGUAGCUUUACUCCGUAGGCUCGAGGGUUGUAUAAAUAAAUAUAAGUCUUUACAUAAGACCGGCAUCUUUUAUAAGGAUAUUUUGAUUAAUAAUCUUAUAAUUAAUGAAGAUAAUAACAAUAUGUUCUGGCUGUUAUUCUUAAUCGAUUUAAACCUUGUUAUUAAAGAACAGCGAGAAGUUGUUUCAGGAGCAAAAGGAAAGACAGGAACCAGAGCCUUUAUAGCGAUUGGGGCCCUUUUUGGCGAGCAAUAUUCUUUCAUACACGAUCUUGAGUCAUUCUUUUGGGUACUGUUCUGGAUAUACGUCCACUACAAAGGGCCCGACCAGGGGCAGGGAAACUUCCUCAGAACUACGGAGGAGAAUUUUACGGCAUAUUAUCAGCCAUUAAUACCUUGGGUUAACAGAUUACGGAAGGCAGUCUUUCCGAAUGGCGGGAGGUGGGAGAGAGAGGAUAGGGGCUUAUACUCUCGUAUGAAUGCUAUUUUUUACGAAGUUUGGAAUGACCCGACGGUGUUGGUGGAUAAGUAA
This is a messenger RNA of Daldinia caldariorum, 1980 nucleotides long. RefSeq lists its product as uncharacterized. NCBI's taxonomy places the organism in Eukaryota, Fungi, Ascomycota, Sordariomycetes, Xylariales, Hypoxylaceae. The record is from RefSeq and is a predicted model, not a curated record. The transcript is spliced from 8 exons. Bases 1 to 1980 code for a protein of 659 amino acids.